ACAAUGCAUAGGGCGGCGGCGGCGGCGGCUGCACCGCGCGCCGCUGAGGAGACAGAGGAGGCUACCGAGACCAGGCCUCUGAGGAGGCGAAGCGGCUGAGGAAACUGAGGGAGACGGGGGGCUGAGGACGCGAGGCUGCUGAGGAGACCGCCACGGCUGUGUGUGCGGAGCAGGCGGCUGGGGAGACUGAGGCGGGACGCGGCUGCUACCCGGAGCCCACGAGCACGCGCCUCGGGCUCACGCGGCCGGUGAACCCCGGAGGUGAUGACUGUCAGGCUCCCGCCCGCCGCUAGCGCCUGACGCGCCCCGCCCCGCCCGGGCCCGCCCGCCAGCUUGGCCCGCCCUGCCCGGCCGGGCCCUUCCCCUGCUCCCCGCCCGCCGCCGUUUCACCCGCGCGGGCGGCCGCCACGCGAGCUGCGGCCUCCGCCCAGGCGGGGGGCGUCGGCGCUGGGCCCGCCAUGGCCGCGUCCGAGCUCUACACCAAGUUUGCCCGGGUUUGGAUACCUGAUCCUGAGGAAGUGUGGAAAUCAGCUGAGUUGCUCAAGGACUAUAAACCUGGAGAUAAGGUGCUCCUGCUUCACCUUGAGGAAGGGAAGGAUUUGGAAUACCGUCUAGAUCCAAAGACCAGCGAGCUCCCUCACCUACGGAACCCUGACAUACUUGUUGGAGAAAAUGACCUCACAGCCCUCAGCUACCUUCACGAGCCUGCUGUGCUGCACAAUCUCCGCGUCCGCUUCAUCGACUCCAAACUCAUUUAUACGUAUUGUGGGAUAGUCCUGGUAGCUAUAAAUCCCUAUGAGCAGCUGCCUAUCUAUGGAGAAGAUAUCAUUAAUGCAUACAGUGGCCAGAACAUGGGUGACAUGGACCCUCACAUCUUUGCAGUAGCUGAAGAGGCCUAUAAACAAAUGGCAAGGGACGAACGAAAUCAGUCCAUCAUUGUAAGUGGAGAGUCAGGUGCAGGGAAGACAGUCUCGGCUAAGUAUGCCAUGAGGUACUUCGCAACUGUAAGUGGCUCUGCCAGUGAGGCCAAUGUUGAGGAAAAGGUCUUGGCCUCCAACCCCAUCAUGGAGUCAAUUGGAAAUGCUAAAACAACCAGGAAUGAUAAUAGCAGCCGGUUUGGGAAAUAUAUUGAAAUUGGUUUUGACAAGAGAUAUCGAAUCAUCGGUGCCAAUAUGAGAACUUACCUUUUAGAGAAAUCCAGAGUGGUGUUCCAGGCAGAAGAGGAGAGAAACUACCAUAUCUUCUAUCAGCUCUGUGCUUCGGCAAAGCUACCUGAGUUUAAGAUGCUGCGGUUAGGAAAUGCAGAUAGUUUCCAUUACACGAAGCAAGGAGGCAGCCCUAUGAUAGAAGGAGUGGACGAUGCGAAGGAGAUGGCACACACCAGGCAGGCCUGCACUCUGCUGGGAAUUAGUGAAUCUUACCAAAUGGGAAUUUUUCGGAUACUUGCUGGCAUUCUUCACUUAGGCAAUGUUGGGUUUGCGUCUCGAGAUUCAGACAGCUGCACAAUACCUCCCAAGCACGAGCCUCUUAUCAUUUUCUGUGAUCUUAUGGGUGUGGAUUAUGAAGAGAUGUGUCACUGGCUCUGCCACCGAAAGCUAGCUACCGCCACAGAGACGUACAUCAAGCCCAUCUCCAAGCUGCAGGCCACAAAUGCCCGAGACGCUUUAGCAAAGCAUAUCUAUGCAAAGCUCUUUAACUGGAUUGUCGGCCAUGUCAAUCAGGCUCUCCAUUCAGCUGUCAAGCAGCACUCUUUCAUCGGCGUGCUGGACAUUUAUGGAUUUGAAACAUUUGAGAUAAAUAGUUUUGAACAGUUCUGCAUAAAUUAUGCAAAUGAAAAGCUACAGCAACAAUUCAACAUGCAUGUCUUCAAACUGGAACAGGAGGAGUACAUGAAGGAACAAAUUCCAUGGACACUCAUAGAUUUCUAUGAUAAUCAGCCUUGUAUCAAUCUUAUAGAAUCUAAACUGGGUAUUCUAGAUUUGCUGGAUGAGGAAUGUAAGAUGCCUAAAGGUACCGAUGACACAUGGGCCCAAAAACUAUACAACACACAUUUGAACAAAUGUGCUCUCUUUGAGAAGCCCCGCAUGUCAAACAAAGCUUUCAUCAUCAAACAUUUUGCUGACAAAGUGGAGUACCAGUGUGAAGGUUUUCUUGAAAAGAAUAAAGACACUGUUUUUGAAGAACAAAUUAAAGUCCUUAAGUCAAGCAAGUUUAAGAUGCUACCAGAACUAUUUCAAGAUGACGAGAAGGCCAUCAGUCCCACCUCUGCCACUUCCUCAGGACGCACACCUCUCACACGGGUACCUGUAAAGCCCACCAAGGGUCGACCUGGCCAGACUGCCAAAGAGCACAAGAAGACAGUGGGACUUCAGUUUCGAAACUCCCUUCACCUGCUUAUGGAAACCCUUAACGCCACUACUCCUCACUAUGUUCGCUGUAUUAAGCCCAAUGAUUUCAAGUUUCCAUUCACAUUUGAUGAGAAGAGAGCAGUACAGCAGCUAAGAGCAUGUGGUGUCCUGGAGACCAUCCGGAUCAGCGCAGCAGGGUUUCCCUCAAGGUGGACUUAUCAAGAGUUUUUCAGCCGGUACCGGGUCCUAAUGAAGCAAAAGGAUGUGCUGGGAGAUAGAAAGCAAACAUGCCAGAAUGUAUUAGAGAAACUGAUACUGGACAAGGAUAAAUACCAGUUUGGUAAGACAAAGAUCUUUUUUCGUGCUGGUCAAGUGGCCUAUCUAGAAAAAUUGAGGGCUGACAAACUGAGGGCGGCCUGCAUCCGGAUCCAGAAGACGAUUCGUGGGUGGCUGCUGAGGAAGAGAUACCUGUGUAUGCAGAGGGCAGCCAUCACAGUGCAGCGAUACGUGCGUGGCUAUCAGGCUCGAUGCUAUGCUAAGUUUCUGCGCAGAACCAAGGCAGCAACCACCAUUCAGAAGUACUGGCGCAUGUAUGUGGUCCGCAGGAAGUACAAGAUUAGACGAGCUGCCACCAUUGUUCUUCAGUCUUAUUUGAGAGGCUACUUGGCAAGAAAUAGGUAUCGCAAGAUACUCCGUGAGCACAAAGCAGUCAUCAUUCAGAAACGUGUCCGUGGCUGGCUGGCUCGUACACAUUAUAAGAGGACCAUGAAAGCCAUCAUCUACCUUCAAUGCUGCUUCCGGCGGAUGAUGGCCAAGCGUGAGCUGAAGAAACUCAAAAUUGAGGCUCGCUCUGUGGAACGCUACAAGAAGCUCCAUAUUGGCAUGGAAAACAAGAUUAUGCAGCUGCAACGCAAAGUGGAUGAGCAGAAUAAAGACUACAAAUGCCUCAUGGAGAAACUGACCAAUCUAGAAGGAGUAUACAACUCUGAGACUGAAAAACUACGAAAUGAUGUAGAACGUCUUCAGCUAAGCGAGGAGGAAGCUAAGGUUGCCACUGGGAGAGUGCUUAGUCUGCAGGAAGAAAUUGCAAAACUCCGAAAAGACCUGGAACAAACUCGAUCGGAGAAAAAGUCCAUUGAAGAACGAGCAGAUAAAUACAAACAAGAAACUGAGCAGCUGGUGUCAAACUUGAAGGAAGAAAACACUCUGCUGAAGCAGGAAAAGGAGACCCUCAAUCACCUCAUGGUGGAGCAGGCUAAGGAGAUGACAGAAACUAUGGAGAGGAAGUUAGUAGAAGAAACAAAACAACUGGAGCUCGACCUGAAUGAUGAGAGGCUGAGGUAUCAGAACCUCCUGAAUGAGUUCAGUCGUCUGGAGGAGCGCUAUGACGACCUCAAGGAAGAGAUGACCCUGAUGCUGAAUGUGCCUAAGCCAGGACACAAGAGAACAGACUCUACCCACAGCAGCAAUGAGUCUGAAUACACCUUCAGCUCAGAAUUUGCAGAAACUGAAGACAUUGCACCAAGGACAGAGGAGCCAACUGAGAAGAAGGUGCCUCUGGAUAUGUCAUUGUUCCUUAAGCUCCAGAAGCGUGUCACAGAGCUGGAACAGGAGAAGCAGUUGAUGCAGGAUGAGCUGGACCGAAAGGAGGAGCAGGUGUUGCGCAGCAAGGCAAAGGAAGAAGAAAGACCACAGAUUAGAGGUGCUGAACUGGAAUAUGAGUCCCUCAAGCGUCAGGAACUGGAGUCAGAAAACAAAAAGCUGAAGAAUGAGCUGAAUGAGCUACGCAAAGCCCUGAGUGAGAAGAGUGCCCCCGAAGUGACUGCGCCAGGCGCGCCCGCUUACCGCGUCCUCAUGGAGCAGCUGACGGCCGUGAGCGAGGAGCUCGAUGUCCGCAAGGAGGAAGUCCUCAUCUUAAGGUCUCAGCUGGUGAGCCAGAAAGAAGCCAUCCAACCCAAGAAUACAAUGACAGAUUCCACAAUACUUUUGGAAGAUGUACAGAAAAUGAAAGACAAAGGUGAAAUAGCACAAGCAUAUAUUGGUUUGAAAGAAACGAACAGAUCAUCUGCUAUGGAUUACCAGGAGUUGAAUGAGGAUGGAGAACUCUGGCUGGUUUAUGAAGGGUUAAAACAAGCCAACAGGCUCUUAGAAUCCCAGCUACAGUCGCAGAAGAGGAGCCAUGAAAAUGAGGCUGAGGCCCUCCGUGGGGAGAUCCAGAGCCUAAAGGAAGAAAACAACCGGCAACAGCAGCUGCUGGCCCAGAACCUGCAGCUGCCCCCUGAGGCCCGCAUUGAGGCCAGCCUGCAGCAUGAGAUCACCCGGCUGACCAAUGAAAACCUGUAUUUUGAGGAAUUAUAUGCAGAUGACCCUAAGAAGUAUCAAUCCUAUCGGAUUUCACUUUACAAAAGGAUGAUUGAUCUGAUGGAACAACUUGAAAAGCAGGAUAAAACCGUCCGGAAACUGAAGAAACAACUAAAAGUCUUUGCCAAAAAAAUCGGUGAACUAGAAGUGGGGCAGAUGGAGAACAUAUCCCCAGGACAGAUCAUCGAUGAGCCUAUCCGGCCGGUCAACAUUCCCCGGAAAGAAAAGGAUUUCCAAGGGAUGCUGGAGUACAAGCGGGAGGACGAACAGAAGCUUGUUAAGAACCUGAUUCUAGAACUAAAGCCACGUGGUGUGGCUGUCAAUCUGAUUCCAGGGUUACCGGCAUAUAUCUUGUUUAUGUGUGUGCGACAUGCCGACUACCUGAACGAUGAUCAGAAAGUAAGAUCAUUGCUGACAUCAACAAUUAACAGCAUCAAAAAAGUCCUGAAGAAAAGAGGUGACGAUUUUGAAACUGUCUCCUUCUGGCUCUCUAACACAUGUCGAUUUUUGCACUGUUUGAAGCAAUAUAGUGGAGAAGAGGGCUUCAUGAAACACAACACGUCUCGCCAGAAUGAACACUGCCUCACCAAUUUUGACCUUGCUGAGUAUCGGCAAGUACUGAGUGACUUGGCCAUUCAGAUCUAUCAGCAGCUUGUGAGGGUGUUAGAGAACAUUCUUCAGCCAAUGAUAGUCUCAGGCAUGCUAGAGCAUGAAACAAUUCAGGGAGUAUCUGGGGUGAAGCCCACAGGACUCAGAAAGCGAACCUCCAGUAUCGCCGAUGAGGGCACCUACACACUGGACUCCAUCCUGCGGCAGCUCAACUCCUUCCAUUCCGUCAUGUGUCAGCAUGGCAUGGACCCAGAGCUAAUCAAGCAGGUGGUCAAGCAGAUGUUCUACAUCGUGGGCGCCAUCACCCUGAACAACCUCCUGCUGCGCAAGGACAUGUGCUCCUGGAGCAAAGGCAUGCAGAUACGGUACAAUGUCAGUCAAUUGGAAGAAUGGCUACGUGACAAGAAUCUAAUGAACAGUGGGGCAAAAGAGACUCUGGAACCUCUUAUCCAGGCUGCUCAGCUUUUGCAAGUGAAAAAGAAAACUGACGAUGACGCGGAAGCCAUCUGCUCCAUGUGCAACGCUCUGACCACAGCCCAGAUCGUCAAAGUGUUGAAUCUGUACACACCCGUUAAUGAGUUUGAGGAAAGGGUCUCUGUUUCAUUUAUCCGCACUAUACAGGUGCGGUUACGAGACAGGAAAGACUCUCCACAGCUGCUCAUGGAUGCAAAACACAUCUUUCCUGUCACUUUCCCCUUUAACCCAUCCUCCCUGGCCCUAGAAACCAUCCAGAUUCCAGCCAGCCUGGGCCUGGGCUUCAUUGCAAGGGUCUGAAGGGCUACCCAAGCAAAUGUAGAGAACGCAUUUCUCCUCAAAACAUGAACAGUUGUUUCCAGUGAGCUACUGAAAAUACAUUUUUAAAGAAAAAAAAAUACUGAUUAUCUCUAGAAGAAGAUGCUAACUGGAAUUCCCCCCCAGAAUCCUUUCAAUUGUGAAGACGCUCCUUGUACUGUUACCUUUAAAGCAACAUUCAUUCUCUAUCAGUUGGGAACCCUGAGUUUACAUACAGCUGAAUGGUGGCAGGGAAGAGUGAAAGAAAAGAUGAAAGGGGCUUGUCUUCAGCUGACAGCAUUUAGUUUAAGUCUUUAGUGCUGCAUUUAAGUACAAUCCCAUAUGUCUGAACUGUUGUGAACAAGGCACAAAGAACUGAAGAAAAUCACUGAAUACAUAUCAUAGCAGUUUAGGAGCCAAUCAUGGUAAUAUUGUCAAACUGGAUCAAAAAAAAUAAACUGGCAACAUUAAAGUAACUGGCCAAGUAACUUCCUUAUCUGUCAGUACGGCAUAGCCAUGUGAAAGACAUUGUUGCUAGGCAGCGUAGAUGCCGGUUUGUACUGUAGCUUACUGAGCAUCUUAAAUGGCUGCUGUGUGCUGUCUCCUGACGUAAGUGAUAGUCUUAUUAGGCACUACAAAAUAAGCUUCUCUUUCAUCAGCUCUGUUUACAAUUCAACCAGACCAGUUCUAACUGGAUUAUAUGCAAUUAUCCACAGGUUCAUCGGCUCGAGUAGCAGACACUGGGGAAGUAGAGUUAGGCAGAGUGGCUGUUGAUGUCAUUGCUGAUCAGGAGGUAUUACAUUGAUAAGUCACCCGUGCGGAUCGCACAUCAUGCUUAGUGCUGUGUGAAGUUGCUUGUUUUCAGUUCCGAAAUCUGAUUCUUGCCAGGCAUAGAUUCAACCUUGACAAGUUUUCUUCUUAAUUUAUUAAGUGUUAGUUUCAGUCACUAUCUAGAAAGGACUAUCAGAAUAUUUAUGAUUAAGAUCUUGAAACUGAUUAUCCUAUAAGUUAUUCAAAAUAGGCAUAUAAAUAAAUCAUUAUAAUUCAGAGGGUUUAGGUGUUGCAACCUCUAUAAAUGUUCUCAGAUACCACUGGAUACUUUAAAAACAUCAUAUUAUAAAUACAUUAAGAAGAUUUAUGUAAGAAAUAUAAGAUUAUUAAAUUUUAUAGAGGAUUUGGUUCAGUAAGACCCAGAUUCUGUAUGUUUUCAUUAUGAAAUUCUAAUUAAGCAUAAUCUCCAUUUUUUUCUGGAACUCUUAUAUAAUAAAUCCUUUGGGUUUUGCAAGAGCAAAUUCUUAGCUUUCGUUCCUUUGGCUGCUAAUUGCAAUCAUCGAUUUGUAUGGUUUACUGUAAGGUGGUUGGUCUGAAACAGUGGCAUUUAAAUAUGUGCAAUAUUAUUCCUGAGAGCUAAACGGUUUCAAGUCAGUGAUAAAUACUGUUAGUAAACGGAAGUUAUUGUUCAUUAUCUUACUGGAGUUUAUAAACUUUCCUUGUUUAUAAAGUAAGAGGGUUGGACAACUGGUUGUUCCAGCCACUUCCCUGUUUACAGUUCACGCAUGCGGGGUUUCUAGAGAAAGGGGUCACAGUUACUCUGUCCUGUUGUAAAGACCAAUGUUUAGUGCCUGUCAGUUCCCUAGGGUUAGUACACUAAGUCACGAGUUUAUGUAACCACAAUCUUUUCUUAACAUACAUCAUUUAGGUCUUUUAGAACACCCUAAUUAUUUGUAUUAUUUGAAAGUUACUUAGUUUAAGUAACUUUUGUUACAGGAUAAACUUUUUGUUUGUUUGUUUGUUUGUUUGUUUGUUUGUUUGUUUAGGGAAUUUUGUUUUCUGCAGUGCUGGGAAUUACACCCAAGGCCUCUUGUGUGUUAAAUCAGUACUCUACCACUGAGUGAGUCUCAACUCCUAUUCAGUUCCAGUGCAUUGAUUUAUUUGCAGAACCUACAACACUACUCAACGUCUUCAGUUUUCCUGGGUUCUCAGUAUUGUUGCAGUGAACAGUUAAGCCAUCUCACUAGUACUGAGUCAGACAGCAUAGAGGUAGUGGGUGGAAGAACUUGCUAAGCAAACAGAGCCUUGUGUAGGCUGUCUUCCCUCACUCAGCCCUGGCAGGACGCCCACACCCUGCUCCCAGCUUAGUCCUGAGUGGGAAGCUGAUGCACACCCCGAGUCUUGUCUUCAGGACCAGGCUGUCAUGCUCUGUCCCUGAAACCCCAUUUCCCUACUUCAGACAUUUGUGCCCUACAGUUUCUAGCACUUUCUCUCAUUUUUCUCUGUUGUCAAAGCUGGGGCUCCUGUUCUACAGCUGCUCCCAUUUUGUGGUUCUCGGGUUUCAGUGACAAUGGUUCAGAGUCGCUGUGAUUCCAAGCUUCAACUCUUUCAAGCUAUCGGAACCCAGAUAGUGAUUGUCUGCACUGCUUUGUUAAGGAGAGAGGCACCAGGCUUGUGCUCACCCCCACUCUGUCAUCCAUACUCUCCUAGCUUCAAACACACACCCAGCCUUCCCCCUACCUGUCCCAUCCGGCACCUCCCUAAUCUUACCAGCCUGAUGGGUUUCUGUGGCCCUGGCUGGCAUGCGUGGGACUCAUCAUCACUCCCGUCCUCACUUUUGUACUCCUUAACCUUACCACUAAUUGGCUUUCCCAUAAUUCCACUAUGAUAUGCUUGGACUACAAAGAAGGAGCUCUUGAAAGACACAACAGCACAGCAGUUCUUCCUUGCAGUAGCCCCUCCCAGCAGCCACCACUGACCUGCUGUAGCUUCACUCACUCCACAGUAAGGAUCCACAGUGAGGAAAGACGCCUUUUCUCUUCCCUUCCUGCCUCUUUUCUUAGCCCCAGGCUUGAAUCUGCCUUCGAGUAACUCAAAAUGAGGAAAAGAUCAACACAAAUCAAUCCGCACAAAGGACAACUUGUGGUUCCUUUGGAACUUUGAACAUUCCAUACUACCUGGCACUACUUUGGAAAGCAAAUGUACAGACAGAACUGUAAUCCAGAGCCAAGUGAUAGGGGAUGUCAGUCUGUGCCAGUUUAGAUUGCCUGAUUUGUUACUGAUUCACUUCAGUAGCUAAAGAGAGACUCCUUAUGGGUGAGCAGGUGUAGGUCAUGCGCAUAUUCCUUAAUGGUGUAUACAGAAGGCUAUGAAGAUACUUCAGGCCUCAGUGUCCCAAUUAUUGUGAGAAAUUAGUUUUCUGACAGUUGUAGGAAGAGGAGCUGCCGCCAUCCUGAGAACUCCACAUGCAGUGCCUCUCCCACACACACACACAGUCACCAGUUGAGAGCUCCUCAGGAAGCAUGGUCAAGGGUCCUCCGGGUAGCAUCAGCCUGUUAGGAUGAAGAGCAAAUGUCCGUGUGUGACACUGUGGUCCUGUUGGAAGUAGUGCAGAGACAGUACCCAUAGUGCAUGUGCUUCACGCCAGCAACUCUCCCUCCGUUACCUCACUUCCUCACAGCAUCCACAGGAGACAGCUCCCACCAUCAAUGGGGAUGAUAAUUUGGGACAAUGGUAUGGUCAGUGGCUCGCUGGAAGUGGCACUGCCUUUUAGCAGUAAGGGCAGAGGCUGUCCUGUCUCUCCAUAUGCUGUGGGGUAACCUGGCUAGUAAGGGUGCUCUGUGUCGUUAUUGGCAUGUGGGAAGAGAUGAAUGAUGAGCACCAGCUUACUUGUUGGGAGACCAGUGCGCAGUGCCCGCAGCACUAGCUGUGACUAGGCUUGCCUUUUGUGGUGAACCAGUACUCCUUGACAGGGUGCGGACUCUUGAGUUAGAGGCUGUCUGAAGUAGAAGGGCGGGUAGCAGUGAAAACCUCAGAUGUGAAGAGGCAAGGCAGGCCACUCUCCACAACCAUGAGGUUUCCCUGUGAGAGCCCCAGGCUGAACUACACAGCCUACAGAGAACUCUCUAGUUUUAGUCUGAGGCACAGAGGAACCCAGGACACUAAGUACCUCCCUCCCUGGGGCUGUCUGCCAAUGGCGAGUCAGUGUAAACUUGGAAUUGCCACAGCACACAGCCCGCAGGGGAGGUGCUAGGAGCUGUGCUGUGGGCAUGCAUGCUUGAGGCCACAAGCAUUUUGUGGAAAGUGCUUUGUAGUUUGUUCUCAGGCUGUGCUGUGAGGGCCGCCUUAACCCUUGCCCCUUCCCUUCUAGAGCUGCCUUAAGUUCCCCAGAACUUGUCCUCAGUGAGGGUUAUCUUGCCGUGUUUCUCAAGGUUUUGUAAGGAUUUGAAUUGGGUGUGGCUUCCCACCACCACGUAUUCCUUUCUCCCCUUUCUGCAUAUCCUGCUACCUAUGUGCAACCAUUUCCAACCAGAGGUUAGAAUUUAUAAAGCAACCAAUGAAAUGUUAGCUUUAGGAAUAUUUCUGGGUUAGUGCAAGUCCCUGAACAGUAAGCAAAUUAGCAUGCAUGGAACCCGGCCAGAAGUUGGUGUAUUUGUGGGUGGCUUGCCUUUCACUAACCCUUUCUAAUAAAGGCAAAAAUACAACUCUAAAAACUUUGUGUGGUGCCCUACUGUACAAGGCUGAGUAAAAACAAGAAAGUAGCUGUAUUAAGUUCUAAUCCACCAUAGCAUAGUACCUAAAUUAACUUUAGAGUUUAGUCAAUUUCUCAAUAGGUCAAAAAGCAAAAGAUGCCAUGUCAAACAUCUCCCAAAUGCAUUUUAUACAUUUUUAUUUUAUAAUUUGGUCUCCUAAAAAUGUUUGUUAGCUUAACUUAGUGGGUAGAACUACACUCAUAACAUAUCUAAAAGCAACAAACAUUUCCUCGGCAGUGCUAUUGUUUGCAAUAGUUGGGGAAGUUUUGGGUUUGUUUUUAAAGGUUGAAAUUUCCGUGUACAAUUUAAUGCUUGCAAAGUUAAUAACCCCAAUGCGUUUUCCAGAGUCAGUAGUUUCAAAUAACUUAUUGUCUCUAUGUAUAAUAAAAUCUUAGCUCUCUAAGUCAUGUGAGCCAUUAUUUUUUUCCCACAAAAGGUGAUUUCUCCUUUAAGUGUAGAUCUGUGUUGUGAUUUAUGAUCCAGAAUUGUGUUCUUUUGUGGAUUCUGAAGUAAAUGAUUUUCUUGUGUUUGGGAAAGUCUCAAUUGUUCCAGCAGUAUUGUACAGAUGAGCUCAUGGCGUUUAACCCAUUGUGGUUUUAUUUCAACUGUUCAUCACUUACCAUGAAAUGGACCUGCCUUUGGAAUACAGUAAAUGGUUGCAGUUUUCUAAUCUUUUUCUUCCUUGGAUCUGGAGAAAGAAUUUCCUUGAUCUGCACAGUUGAUCUCUGCAAAGUGGUUAGUCGGGGAAGCAGAAAUGCAUGCUGACAGGUGAGAGGCGUUACCAAGCCUCGCUGGAUCUAAACUGAACCCACUCCAGAGUAUCGCACAGGAAAUCUUCUCGAAUGUCAAGAAUUCACCUCAUAUCAACAAAAGCCUUGGAAACACGAGUUUUUCACUGGGUAUUACCUAAUGCUAAAAGGAAAGCCAAAACAAUAUCAGAAUGACAUUUUAUGCUCUAAAUUUAUAGCUGUCUACUGUGCUUAGUGUGUCUGUCAUUAGUGCUGUAUUCUCCUAGCUAUUAUAGAAAAUUGUUGAAAUAAAGAUAAGGAUAUAAAGAAA
Molecule: messenger RNA, 11671 nt
Organism: Rattus norvegicus (Norway rat)
Lineage: Eukaryota; Metazoa; Chordata; Mammalia; Rodentia; Muridae
Source: RefSeq, a predicted model, not a curated record